Messenger RNA from Sabethes cyaneus, 1009 nucleotides. RefSeq lists its product as uncharacterized. The transcript has 5 exons. Bases 91 to 519 code for a protein of 142 amino acids. Gene Ontology annotation, cellular component: extrinsic component of membrane; BLOC-1 complex; transport vesicle. Lineage: Eukaryota; Metazoa; Arthropoda; Insecta; Diptera; Culicidae. Gene Ontology annotation, biological process: intracellular transport. The record is from RefSeq and is a predicted model, not a curated record.
UGCGACGUUACAGCGAAUCUCAGAAUAAAGUGCAUUUUCAAGCCUUUUUCAUCUAGAAUAUAUUUAUCACCACUCAAAAUCAGAACGAAAAUGUCACAAGAUAUCGGCGAUGUCGAGGGAGAAGACACUAGUAUUUACAGCGAUACCGUAAAAGCACUGUCGUCCGGACUGCUGCAAAUCUAUGAACCUACGUUGAAUGAAGUUAAACACAAUUUAGCGGAUUUACUAGAAAAGCAGGAUCAAAUGCAAAAAGCAUUAGAGGAGGAAAGAAAAGUUUAUAAUUCCCAAGAUGUGCAACAAAUCAACGAAAUGGUUACCAAAAUAAAAUGUUACAGGGAAAAGGCUAUUCGGAUCAAGACUCAAAUGCACCAAGUUCAUCAGCGGGCAAAAAGUUUACGAGCUAAAGCCUUGGACAUGCAAGAACUAAAAGUCAACCAAUGCGCAUCUAAGUUACAGCAACUGCACUAUGAAGAAUCUCUAGUUGCAAACAACAAGCGAACUCCGAGCAAAAAAUCUUAGUGGUAGGUUAAAAUAUAUUCGUAUAUUCGAGAUCAAUCGUCAAUCAAUUCAUGGAAACAACUUGAAUCAAAACUUGUUAAGGCUAAAGAUAUUUUCAAAAGACUAAAACAUAAUCUCAAAAAAAAAAGUAAUUUCGGGGUUUAGAAAAUCCCGAAAGUUCUCAAUUUACCACAGAGUGUAGGUAUAUACUUUCUGUUCAAUCUCAAUCGUCUGUUUAUUCACGGCGAAUAUAAAAUUCGAUUUUUAAUUUAGUAUAAUUGAUAGCUACUGGAAUUGUAUUUGCAUUUAAACAUGAUAUCAAAUCACUAAACAGGGUUUGUUGGAUUUUAUUGUCACUUUUUACGGAACUAACUUUAAAUAGUUUGUUCUGCCACAGUACAUUAUAUCAUAUCAACAUUAAGUUAAACAAAUCUAUGAAAAGUGUUUUGUAUCUUUUUAAUUAAACCAUCAAUAAAUUUAAAAUCUAUACAACAAACGUAUACAAAUCUAA